Messenger RNA from Sinocyclocheilus grahami, 860 nucleotides. RefSeq names its product glutamate receptor 3-like. Lineage: Eukaryota; Metazoa; Chordata; Actinopteri; Cypriniformes; Cyprinidae. The transcript is spliced from 5 exons. The record is from RefSeq and is a predicted model, not a curated record. The coding region runs from base 120 to 860 and encodes 246 amino acids.
CAUGCAGAAGAAUUGUUCUCCAUGAGUCGCUCCGCUUCACUCACGGCUGGAUUUCUGCGUUGAUGAUUCUCCUCAAACAGCUCGUUUUCUAAGGCUUGGUUUUUGAGGCAGGAGAGAAAAUGGCUCAAAGCGCGCUGCUUUUUUUAUUAUGGCUAUUCGGCACAUCUAUCGCUGGCUUCCCCAAUCAAAUCAAUAUCGGUGGGCUCUUCAUGCGUUCCACCGUGCAAGAACACAGUGCUUUCAGAUUCGCUGUGCAGCUCUACAACACCAAUCAGAACAUGACUGAGAAGCCCUUCCAUCUCAAUUACAACGUAGAUAACCUGGAGUCCUCCAACAGUUUCGCUGUCACUCAUGCAUUUUGUUCACAGUUCUCCAGAGGGGUGUAUGCCAUCUUCGGCUUCUAUGACAAGAAGUCCAUGAACACGCUGACCUCCUUCUGUGGGGCCCUCCACACCUCCUUCGUCACUCCCAGCUACCCCAUCGACUCCGACGUGCAGUUUGUCAUCCAGAUUCGCCCUCCAUUGAAGGGCGCCGUCCUGAGUCUCCUGUCUCACUACAAGUGGAACAAGUUUGUCUACCUCUAUGACACAGACAGAGGAUUUUCCAUUCUUCAAGCCAUUAUGGAGGCUGCAGUGGCAAACAACUGGCAAGUUACAGCGCGGUCGGUGGGCAGCAUCACGGACCCCCAGGAGUUCCGGCGCAUCAUUGAGGAAAUGGACAGGAGGCAGGAGAAGCGCUUCCUCAUCGACUGUGAAGUGGACAGAAUCAAUGUCAUCUUGGAGCAGGUAAACCCUGCUGACACUGAUAUCCGAGAUAAGUUUCUGGACCGUGGUCCUUCAGAGACCUGCAGCGAGAGCUGA